Molecule: messenger RNA, 2177 nt
Organism: Trichoderma asperellum CBS 433.97
Lineage: Eukaryota; Fungi; Ascomycota; Sordariomycetes; Hypocreales; Hypocreaceae
Biological process (GO): transmembrane transport
Cellular component (GO): plasma membrane
Molecular function (GO): transmembrane transporter activity
Source: RefSeq, a predicted model, not a curated record
UGGAAAUUGUAGGCUUCAUAGGGAUAACACUUGCGGCGGGAAAUGUCCGUUCUUGUAUCCAUUUCUUCUCCUGGAGACGGAGCAAAUCCGGGGCAAAAUAGGGUGUCCCCGACAUGGCCAACCACUUCCCUUGGUCUUAAGACCACCACGCAGGCUUCAUUUCUUCUAUCCUGUCAUUGUAGCUUUCAUUUUCCAAUGAGGGAAGCGUCGAGCGAGAGAGGGCAAAAGACAAAAACUUGGAAACUAACGCAGCUUAUUUCUUUGCCCACCAGCCUCAACCACCGAACCACACACAACUGUGGGUGACUGACAAGAGAUGGCGGAAAGUCAAGCCGAGAGCGAUCACACCGCUUACGAUCAUGAAACAAGCACCAUACUCAGCUUCGAUGCUGCAGUUCAGGGUGAUUUCGGCCCUGCAAAAGAUUCGAACGUCGACAAGCAAGGAGACUCAGCCGCGGGUGAAACGAACUCUGACGAUAACGAGGCUGCAAAUGUGAGCGAGGAUGCCGAGAAGGGUACCCUGGCAGGUGGCGAGGUAGCUCCUACGCCAGACCCGAACAUCGUCGACUGGGACGGCCCCGACGACCCUGCAAACCCGCGCAACUGGUCCAAGGCGUACAAGUUGGCCAACGUGGUGGUUGUCAGCUUGUCCGUGCUAUACACUAAUCUCGCAACCACCAUGUUCGCCCCCGGCGCCACCAUUAUGCAGCGUGAAUUCGGCUACAAGAGCAGUACGGUCGAGGUCCUGACCAUCACCAUGGCGUCGCUCGGCUUCGCCAUCGGCCAGUUGUUUGUACCCCCGAUGUCCGAGGUCUUUGGCCGCAUGCCCAUCUACCGCGCGAGCUCCAUCUUCUACCUCGGAUUCACCGCUGGCUGUUCGCGUAGCACCAAUGUCGCCGAGUUUCUAGUCUUCCGCUUGUUGACCGGCUUGGCUGCUGCCUCAUAUAUGUCGACAGGUGGCGGCACCGUCGCCGACCUCUUGCCAAAAGAGGAGAGAGGCGUUGCCAUGGCUAUUUUCACUGCCGGGCCGCUCUUUGGCCCUGUCCUCGGUCCUAUCGUAGGAGGAUUUGUUGUUGAGAACCUGGGAUGGAGAUGGUGCUUCUAUCUCAUAUUGAUGCUUGCCGGUGUAGUCACCAUCAUCACCUUUUUGUUCAUGCACGAGACGAGCUCCGUCAAUAUACUCAAAUCCAAGGCCGCUCGACUUCGUAAAGAGACGGGCAAUCCGAACCUGCGCGCCGCCGGCGAUAAGCAGACCCCAGUCAAGCAGCUCGUACUACACGCCAUGGCCCGCCCCAUGAAAUUCCUCUUCAAAUCGCCCAUCGUCGCUCUCAUCGCACUCUAUAUCGCCUUCAACUUCGGCGUUACCAUGCUCCUCUUCGCCACCUUUCCGACCGUUUACGAGAACACCUACCACUGGAGCGUUAGUCUUUCCGGCCUGGCGUACGUCGGCGUCGGCAUCGGCUGCGCCAUAGGUGUCGUCACCUUUGCCAAGCUCAGUGAUCGCCUGCUGAAUGCUGAGGGAGGGAGCUACCGCCCAGAACGGCGCCUGAUCAUGAUGAUGUUUGUCUCUCCAAUGUUCCCAAUCGGCCUGUUCAUCUACGGCUGGACCACUGAGUACAAGGUGCACUGGGUUGUGCCCAUCAUCGGCACCGCCAUCUGCGGACCCGGGGCCGUUAUUAUCAAUUCGUCGUCGCAGACGUACAUCAUCGACAUCUUCGGGCCUCAAGCAGCGGCAUCCGCACUUGCCGCCGUUACACUGCUUCGCAACCUGACGGGAGCUUUCCUGCCCCUUGCCGCCCCGACACUCUACGCUAACCUGGGUCUGGGCUGGGGAAAUAGUGUGUUGGCCUUCAUCACGAUUGGGUUUAUACCUGUGCCGAUUUUCUUUUACUUACGCGGCGAAUCCAUUCGGAAAAGGUUCCCCAUCGAAAUCUGAAGAGAAGGGAUUGCGCCGCCCAGCCUUGAUUGGCAAUCUUCUAUAAUCCGCCGCCUGCUGAGAAGCGCAUCAUCCUGGUUUAUUAAUCACUCAUUUUAAAGAGGGUUUUCUUUCCUGUUUCUUUGAGAACAAUGUAUUUACAUACUCUCUGCUGUCUCUUUCUCUUCUUAUUAGACUGUGCUAUAGUAGAACCAACCUCGAGCCUGUGGCUGUGUUGGUCCAUUUUGUGACCUAACGCGAC